AAAAUGGCGACUCCAUACGUGGAGCAGGAUGUUUCGGCCGUCUCUCAGAUGAUUUCAGCUCUGGAGGCGGCUCGAAAAGAUAAACGACAUGGCGGGUUUUCCUGCAAAAAGACUACUUUCAAGGUCAAGCCCUCUCGAGACGGUAUCGAUGUCGACUCUUGGAGAAUGCAGGACUGGGACUAUAAGAAAAAGGGCCUUCCCACUUAUGCCCGCGGCCUCUUUACCACAAAGAACAGCAGAAAUGCGCCGGAAAUUGCCGUCCGAGGCUACGACAAGUUCUUCAAUGUCAACGAAGUGAACGAGACCAAGUGGGACGUGAUUCUUAAAAACACCAAGGGGCCGUACGAGUUGACCCUCAAGGAGAACGGCUGCAUCAUCUUCGUAGCUGGCCUCGAAGACGAUACUCUCCUCGUUUGCAGCAAACAUUCCACUGGCGACCGCAGUGAUGUCGAGCUUAGCCAUGCGCGUGCUGGAGAGAUCCGAUUGGAGAAACAGCUGGCUGCCGUCGGCAAGACCAAGGGGGAUCUUGCACGAGAGCUGCGUUCCCGGAAUAUUACUGCUGUAGCAGAGCUUUGCGAUGACUCGUUUGAAGAGCAUAUUCUGGCAUAUGAGAAUGAUAAAGCUGGACUCUACCUUCACGGCAUUAACCUCAACCUUCCCGAAUUCGCAACCUACCCAAGCAACCUGGUCCAGGAGUUUGCGGCCCAGUGGGGCUUCAUCAAGACGGAUCUCUUGAUGAUGGAGGAUGUGAACGAGGUCAAGACGUUCUUGGAGGAUGUGGCCAAGACGGGAUCAUAUUCCGGCCGUGAUGUCGAGGGCUUCGUUAUCCGAUGCAAAAUGUCACACAACCCGACCCAACUACCCUACCAAGACUGGUUUUUCAAGUUCAAGUUCGAGGAGCCUUAUUUGAUGUACAGACAGUGGCGCGAAUGCACAAAGGCCAUGAUCUCUGGGAAGCAGCCCAAAUUUAAGAAACACAUCAAGAUCACCGAAGAAUACCUCAUGUAUGCUAAAAAGCAACUGGCCGCGAACCCGAAUUUGUCAAAGCUCUACAACCAAAACCACGGCAUCAUCAAGCUACGAGACGACUUCCUUGCAUACAAAAACAUCAAGGGAUCGGAUGCCGCCAACCUUGACGUCUUGGAUCGCGUUGUAAUGACGGAAGUCACCAAAAACGUGAUCCUGGCGCCCAUCGCCACCAUUGGCUGUGGAAAGACUACGUUGGCUCUCGCCCUAAAGCACCUCUUUGGCUGGGGCCACAUCCAGAACGACAAUAUUUCAGGCAAGGGGCGCCCGCCGAGAUUUGUCAAGGCUGUCAUGGAUCAGUUGAAGGAGCACCCCGUUGUCUUUGCAGACCGAAAUAACGCACAAAGGCAUGAGAGAAAGCAGCUUAUUGGUGAUGUCAAAGCACAGGACGUCGAGACUCGAAUUGUUUGCUUGAAUUUCCGACACGAUGAAGAGACCAUUGAUGAAAUCAGGCGGAUUACUCAAGAACGUAUCAUUGAGCGAGGAGACAACCACCAGACCAUCCAUGCGGCGACGGAUCAGGAGAAAUACAUGGAGGUCAUGGAAGGGUUUAUCAAGCGAUUCGAGGAGUGCAACACCAAUUCCCCUCCAGAUGCAGGCUUCGAACUGGUCAUUGACCUGGAUCCCACGGCUGGCACCAGAGUGAACCUGGAAACGCUUGUCAAUGAACUACAUCUGUCUCUGCCCAACGUGGUCAAAGAAGUGCCAAGCCCUGAGAAACUCGACGAGGCUAUGGAAUAUGCACUGGGAUACACACCCGACUUUAAACACACCAUUCCUGACAGAGGUGGAAAGAAGGACUCCAAAGCAGGACAGCGACAGCAGCAGCAGGCUCAACCAAAGAAGAAGAAAUUGGAGUAUAUGGCUAUAGGCGUGGCGACAGAUCUGAUUAACAAAAUUCUCGACAAGGCAUUCAAGGGAGUUGGCCCCGAAACCUCCCGAUUCUACUUGCAGCUCAAGAACUCAAGAAGAGUGCAGCGCGCGUUCCAUGUCACGCUGAUGCACAACGCGAUGGCGCCCCAGUACCCGGAAUUGUGGAAACGGUAUGUCGAGCUUCAUGAAGCUGCCGGGGGCGGCGAUGCUCUGCUUGGUGAAUGCGACGUGAUACUCGAGCGGGUUGUUUUUGAUGAUCGUAUCAUGGCCAUUGUCGUCCGCAUCGUCGAUGAGGAGAACAAGUGGGUGUGCGUGAACCGCGUUGCGCACAUCACGGUGGGAACGCGGGAUGCCUCGGUGAAGCCCAAGGAGAGCAACGAUUUGCUGGCCAAGUGGUUGGAAGUCGGUGCUGGUGGCGAUGGAAAUGUGAUUCAAGAGGUGGUGUUUGCUGAUAAAGUAACGGCCAGGGGACAGGUCAAGGGUGUUUUGUCCCGAUGAGGGAAUAUGAGUAGUACUGUACCAUUAUGGCAAGCGUUAUGAAGCGAAAAGAGAAGAAAAGGGAAUAUGAGAAAAACGGCAGAGAAAUGCCGAAUUGACAUGGUGCUGUGCUUUAUAUCGUAUACCCGCUCACUUGGGCGAGCAUAGUCGCCUAGAAGUACCUAUAUGCAUGCUCAUGGAGAAAUAGCACUUUUGACUCUUUU
This is a messenger RNA of Trichoderma virens Gv29-8, 2600 nucleotides long. RefSeq names its product tRNA ligase TRL1. The coding region runs from base 4 to 2397 and encodes 797 amino acids. Gene Ontology annotation, biological process: tRNA splicing, via endonucleolytic cleavage and ligation. The record is from RefSeq and is a predicted model, not a curated record. Lineage: Eukaryota; Fungi; Ascomycota; Sordariomycetes; Hypocreales; Hypocreaceae. The transcript has 2 exons. Gene Ontology annotation, molecular function: phosphoric diester hydrolase activity; ATP binding; RNA ligase (ATP) activity. Gene Ontology annotation, cellular component: nuclear inner membrane.